Molecule: messenger RNA, 1544 nt
Organism: Paramecium pentaurelia
Lineage: Eukaryota; Ciliophora; Oligohymenophorea; Peniculida; Parameciidae
Source: the annotation of a GenBank genome assembly
AUGGAAAAUCUAGAAUCAAAAACCCAAUUAAUGAGUUUUAAGAAAGUCUUAUAAAAUAUAGAAGAAAAUCAAAAAUCAAAGAAAGAAUCCGUUGAGAAUAUGAUAUUGAUUAACAUCAAACUAAUUGAAGAAAUCUAAAAAGAUCUAUAAUAAUUAAAGUCUAAUAUUGUUCAAUAAUUAGAUUAAUUUAUUGGAAAUGCAGAUGAAUGGAUCAAACACUUAUUAAAAAUUGGAUCAUAAAAUGUUACUUAUAGCUUUUUUGAUGAAUUGGACAGUUUAAUUAAUUAAAAAAAACUGAGUGAAUUCAAUCAGAAACUCUUAAUUGACCAAAUUAAAUAAAUUAACUAAUCAUGGAAUUAAAAAAUUGAAAAGAAACUACAUUUAUUUAAAUCAUUCUAAGAAACUUAGAAAUGUGAAGAAAAUUUAACAAAGUUAAAAAACAUCUAUGAAACAAAAGAGAUUAUAAACGAAUAAAAAUUAAUUAAAGUAAAAAGUAUUAAAUUAUUAACUAGAUAUAAAAGGAAAUGAUUUAAGUUGAGAAUGAAUAGAAGUAAUUGGAAUAAUAAUUGAUGAAGAAUAAAUAAGUUGAAUUUAAAUUACUUGAUGAUUCAAAUUAAUAGCAUUUAUAAUGUUAUGCAAUAGUGUUUAAUAAAGAUGGAUCAAUUAUGAUUACAACUGAAAUUUGGAGUAUUAACAUUUGGAAUUUUGAAUAAGGAAGAUUUAAAUUAUCUAAUACUUAUACAGAACAUAAUAAUCCUAUUUAUUGUUUGGUUUAUAGCAAAAAGACAAAUAACUUUAUUUCUGGUUGUGCUUAUUAUAAAAUUAUCUGUUGGCAAUAAAUUAAUCAAAAUGAGUGGAAAUGCUCAUAACCAUUUCAAUAACAUAAUGGUAGUGUUAAUUGUUUAAUGUUAAAUAAAUAGGAGGAUCAACUUAUAUCAGGUGGGGGUGAUCAUAAAAUAAUAGUAUGGUAAGUAGAUUUUAUGAAGAAUCAUCUGACUUAUCUGUAUUCUCUAGAUAAUCAUAGUAAUAGUGUUAAUUCACUCAGUUUUAAUUAAUCUGAAUCUGUAUUGGCAUCAUGUGGUUAUGGAGAAUUUAUAAUAUGGGAGAAAGGAUUAUAAGGAAAAUGGGAAUUCAAAUAUAAAUAAAAUGUUUAAAUUGGAUAUAAAAUACAUUUCAUUAAUGAUUAAUAAUUUAUUUGGGUUACAUUAAAUAAGUAAAAAAAUGAUAUUUUAGUAUUUGAAUUAAAGAAUGGAGUAUUUAAAUAGAAUUCAAAUAAAACUAUCACUUUAAAUAAGAAUGAUAAAUGUGAUGAUUUUUUCUUAUUUCCAAUUAUACAUAAUAAAGAUAGAAAUGUGAUAUUGAUAAGACACAAACAUCAUAUCUAUUUGAUAAGACAAUUAAACGAUGGCACAUUUAACAUUCUUGCAUCAUUAAAUUGUUAAACUAAAGAUACAUUUGGAACAAUGACUAAUAAUGGAUAAUAUUUAGUAUUUUUUGAUUGGAGUUAUAAAAAAUACAAAUCAUAUGAAAUAUUAUAUAAAUGA